AUGAGCGACGGAAUUGUCGGUGCUAUCGCAAUAAGUUUAUUCGGUACGAGUUCAAGUGGCGGCGAGAAGAAGAAGCGAGGACACGAGACCAUGGAUUCGGAAUAUGCGAUGCUUGGUGGUGAUCUUGACGUCUGCAGGAUGUUUGACCAGUAUUCAUACAAGGUCAGAGUUUGGAUUUUUUAUCAGAGCUCUGUAGGAUAA
Molecule: messenger RNA, 201 nt
Organism: Cotesia congregata
Lineage: Eukaryota; Metazoa; Arthropoda; Insecta; Hymenoptera; Braconidae
Source: the annotation of a GenBank genome assembly